GGACGUCCGACGCUAUGGACCGUGUCAAUAGUCGGCUCGAGUAAGAUUGUCAUAUAAGAAAAUUCAUUAGGCAACUUACUCUCAACCGGAUUGCUGGCGCAAGCCCGGAAAAUCGUUGAAUAAUCAACAGUUUAAGAAUAGCACGAGAAAUACUUGAGUACUUCACAUCGUGUAAGUUUAUAUUUUACUCUUGAAGUGUAUUAAUUUUGAGAAGUCAUUUUUCCGACUACAUCAUCGUGAAUCAAGUGUUUGGAUUACGUGUGGAGUGUAAAUCAAUUCUAUUUGUACAUAAGACUACGUUAGACUUGAAAAAAUGUUGAGAAAGGUUGUGAUCUUUUUAGCUAUUCUUACAGUAGUUUCAGCUAUUGAACAAUUCCGUGAAAUAUUUCGAUGGAAUACAAUUGAUAUUAUUUGGCCUUCAGAUGAAAUACGAACCAAAAUUUUAGACCGAAAUGAAUAUUUACCUGAAAAUAAUCCAAUAGCUGGAAUUAAAUUUUGGAAAAAAAGAAUGUUUCUUACUAUACCAAGGUGGAAGCAUGGAGUACCUGUGACUCUAGGAGUGACUGCUGCAGAGCCAAUCAACAGAAAUUGGUCACCAAAAAUUGAAGCUUAUCCCAAUUGGGACAUGCAAACCGUGGGCGAUUGUAGAGCUUUUCAAUUUGUUCAAAGCAUGGAAAUUGACCCUAAAGGUCGGAUGUGGGUUCUAGAUACUGGUCGAACAGCCACCAUGACGACAGAAGCAAAAUCCAGAUGUCCACCACGUCUAGUUAUUCUUGACGUUGAAAAUAACGGUGACGUUUUACGUAGUUUUCCAUUUCCUGAAGAUGUAACUCCUCAUAAUUCUUCGUAUCUUAAUGACAUCGUGUUAGAUCAUACUGAUGGUGGCUAUGCAUACAUUACUGACACAAGCGAUCGUGAUCCUGGCAUCAUUGUCUAUUCAUUACGAGAAAAUAAAUCAUGGAAAAUACGUCACGAUUCAAUGAAAGCUCAGUCAGAAGCUGUCGGGUUCACAGUAGCACGUACCUGGGUCAGAACACCAACAGCUGUCGAUGGAAUUGCUUUGUCUCCAGUUGACGCUCCAGAACGUUAUGUUUACUACUCUCCAUUAUCAUCAUUCCAUUUGUAUGCUGUACUUACUUCCGCCCUGAAAAAUAAUACUGAUAAAAUUGAUCGAUACAUUAGUGAUAUAGGAAGAAAGAGUUCACAAACCGAUGGUAUGAUGAUGUCUGCUACUGGUGUUCUCUACUUUGGACUUCUCGCCGAUGAUGCUGUCGGCAUGUGGGAUAUGAAAGUAAUGCCUUCAUUUGUUACUGGACAACGGAUUAUUUCUCGUGAUCACGUUCAAAUGCAAUGGCCCGAUACGUUUGCUUUCGAUGAAGAUGGAAAUCUCUGGUGCGUUACUAAUUCAUUACAAAAUUUUAUCAAUAACAGAGUUAAUACACAAACGGCAAACUACCGAGUCAUCAGGAUCUCCACUGGCACGAAGAGUUAUCAAUACCAUGAAAAUGGUAAUGCACCUGAUGUUCCAAUAAUUACAGCUGGUGCUGGUGAUCGAACAGCUUUGGCCAUGGCCACAGUUCUUAUAGCUGUCCUUACUUUUGCACUUAAGUAGAAAUAUUUAUCUACAAUCAUAAUCAUCAUUACUAUUUUAAGAAUGGAGAUCUCCAUGACCAACUUCAUGGAUACUUCGGUCUAGCUUUAAUGCAUUCUUAACUGUGCAACCGUCCAGUCAAUAUGGCUUAAGGAAUUUAAUUAUUUUUUUUAAAUUCAGCAACACUUCAUACAUAUUUGAAUGUAGAAUACAAUUUGAUAUAUCUUGAUCUUUUAGUACAUGGUGAAAAUAUAAAUAGAUCUACGCACACUGCACAUAAUUGAUAAAGUGCCAGCACAAAUUUGAUUUAUCUACCAAAAAAAUUGUUUAUUAAAUAUAUAUUUAUUAAUUUCAAAUUA
Molecule: messenger RNA, 1950 nt
Organism: Chelonus insularis
Lineage: Eukaryota; Metazoa; Arthropoda; Insecta; Hymenoptera; Braconidae
Product: protein yellow-like
Exons: 1
Coding region: 314-1612 (432 amino acids)
Cellular component (GO): extracellular region
Source: RefSeq, a predicted model, not a curated record